Fragaria vesca subsp. vesca is the source of this 2322-nucleotide messenger RNA. Its product is annotated as putative pentatricopeptide repeat-containing protein At1g74580-like. The record is from RefSeq and is a predicted model, not a curated record. The transcript has a single exon. Gene Ontology annotation, molecular function: protein binding. Lineage: Eukaryota; Viridiplantae; Streptophyta; Magnoliopsida; Rosales; Rosaceae. The coding region runs from base 1 to 2322 and encodes 773 amino acids.
AUGAGUCGUCCUUUACUUCCUAAGCAUGUUUCUGCUGUUGUAAUGUGUCAAAAGGAUCCUUUCAAAGCACUGGAGAUGUUUAAUUCGGUGAAGAAGGAAGAUGGGUUUAAGCACACAUUGUCAACUUACAAGUGUAUGAUUGAGAAAUUUGGGUUUCAUGGGGAGUUUGAAGCCAUGGAGCAUGUGCUUGCUGAGAUGAGGAUGAAUAUUGAUAACAGGUUACUAGAAGGAGUGUACAUUGGAGCCAUGAGGCAUUAUGGAAGGAAAGGAAAGAUUGAAGAAGCUGUGAAUGUGUUUCACCGGAUGGACUUUUAUAAUUGUGAGCCGUCUGUUCAGUCGUAUAAUGCAAUCAUGAAUAUACUGGUUGAGUAUGGGUAUUUCAAUCAAUCCCAUAAGGUGUAUAUGAACAUGAUAGGUAACGGGAUUAUUCCAGAUGUGUAUACUUAUACAAUACGAAUAAAGUGUUUCUGUAGGACUAGUCGACCUCAAGCUGCAUUGAGGCUUCUUAAUAACAUGCCUUCGCAGGGCUGUGAGUUCAACGCUGUUGCAUAUUGUACAGUCAUCAGUGGGUUUUAUGAAGGAAACUACCAAAUUGAGGCAUGUGAAUUGUUUGAAGUCAUGCUUGGGAAAGGUAUGUGCCCUGAUGUUACCACAUUCAAUAAGCUUAUACACACCCUGUCCAAGAAGGGGGAUGUCCAAGAAACCGAAAAGCUUCUCAACAAGGUUAUGAAGAGGGGAGUGUCUCCAAAUUUGUUUACACUUAAUAUUUUCAUUCAAGGGCUGUGCAAAAGAGGAUCUCUUAAUGGGGCUGUCAGAAUGUUAGAUGGUUUUAUGAAGGAAGGUCUAACUCCAGAUGUUGUCACCUAUAAUACAUUGAUCUUUGGCUUGUGUAAAAACUUUAAGGUUGAGGAAGCGGAGUCCUAUAUGCGUAAAAUGGUGAACAAUGGAUUUCAGCCAGAUACCUUUACCUACAACAGUAUAAUUGAUGGAUAUUGCAAAUUGGGCAUGAUACAGAAAGCAGAUAAGAUUCUCAGUGACGCCAUUUUCAAGGGGUUUGUACCUGAUGACUUCACAUAUUGCUCUUUAAUAAAGGGGGUUUUCCAGGAUGGCGACGCAGACCGUGCCAUAGCUGUGUUUAAGGAGGCAAUGGGCAAGGGUUUAAAGCUUAAUAUUGGUCUAUUUAACACAUUGGUAAAAGGGUUGUCAGAGAAUGGGCUUAUCUUGCAAGCCUUACAACUGAUGAAUGAGAUGUUGGAAAAGGGUUGCAGUCCCAAUAUCUGGACUUACAACUUAGUUAUAAAUGGGUUGUGCAAGAUGGGUUAUGUGUCUGAUGCCAGUAGACUUGUUGAUGAUGCUAUUGCCAAAGGUUACCUUCCUGACAUAUUUACGUUUAAUACACUAAUUGAUGGUUACUGUAAACAGUUGAAUCUGAAUAAUGCGAUUGAGAUAAUAAAUAGCAUGUGGAGUCAUGGUGUUACUCCUGAUGUGAUCACAUAUAAUACUGUGUUAAAUGGUCUCUGCAAGUCUGCAAAAUACGAGGAUGUGAUGUGCACUUUUCAAGCGAUGAUGGAGAAAGGGUGUAUUCCUAACAUCAUUACGUAUAACAUAGUUGUAGAAAGCCUUUGCAAAGCUCGGAAAGUAAAUGAGGCCUUGGACAUGCUACAGGAAAUAAGGAACAAGGGCUUGACUCCAGAUAUUGUUUGUUUUGGCACAUUGAUCAGUGGUUUGUGCAGCAAUGGGGAUUUGGAUGGAGCGUACCAUCUAUUUCGAAGAAUGAAACAGGAAUAUGAUAUAUCACCUACAACUGCAACAUACAAUAUCAUGAUCAAUGCUUUAUGUGGAAAGCUAGAAAUGAGUACCGCAGAAAAGCUAUUUUGUGAGAUGUGUGACGGCGACAGUAACAGUGUGCCAGACUGUUUCACGUAUCGUGUCAUGAUUGAUGGUUUCUGCAAAGCAGGAAACACUGAUUUAGGGUACAAUUUUCUCCUGAAAACGAUUGAGAAGGGGUUCAUUCCAGCAUUGGUGACAUUUGGAAGAGUGCUGAAUUGUCUUUGCAUGAAGCAUAGAGUUCACGAAGCUGUUGGUAUCAUCCACCUGAUGGUGCGCAAAGGCAUUGUUCCUGAGGUGGUCAAUUCUAUAUUUGAAGUUGAUAAGAAGGAAAUAGCAGCACCUAAGAUUCUUGUAGAAGAUUUAUUGAAGAAGGGUCAUGUGACUUAUUCUGCUUACGAGCUUCUAUAUGAGGGAAUUAGAGAUAAAAAGUUGGUCAAGAAAACAAAAAAAGGUUCCCCACCACUUGCUGCAACUUCACAACAAACUUUGUGA